Messenger RNA from Thrips palmi, 1641 nucleotides. RefSeq names its product myrosinase 1-like. The record is from RefSeq and is a predicted model, not a curated record. Gene Ontology annotation, biological process: carbohydrate metabolic process. NCBI's taxonomy places the organism in Eukaryota, Metazoa, Arthropoda, Insecta, Thysanoptera, Thripidae. Bases 1 to 1632 code for a protein of 543 amino acids. The transcript has 11 exons. Gene Ontology annotation, molecular function: beta-glucosidase activity.
AUGAAACUGCUGAGCUCAUUACAGAUUUCUUGUUUGAAGGUUCCGGCGAAGCUCUCGAAUGGAAGCGACGACGCAAUCUACCGUCUACCAGACGGCUUCAUUUUCGGUGCAGGCUCUUCGAGCUACCAAGUGGAGGGAGCGUGGGACGAAGACGGGAAGGGAGUCAGUCAAAUAGACCACUUCUUCCACAGUGCAGGGCGGCUUAAUGGUGACAUAGCAGACGACUCGUAUCACAAGUACAAAGAAGACGUCCGCCUGCUGAAGGAACUCAAGGUCAAUGCGUACCGGUUUUCUCUGUCUUGGUCACGUUUAUUACCAACAGGAGAACUAGAAAACGCAAAUAAGGCCGGUGUUCGAUACUACAAGAACCUCAUCCAAGAACUGCUUGAUAACAACAUUACUCCUAUUGUGACGCUGUAUCACUUGGAGCACCCACAAAUCUCCGAAGAUCGCUUUCAAGGAUGGCUGGGCUAUGAGAUUGUUGAAUACUUCGAAAAAUAUGCGAUGUUCGCGUUUCAGACAUUUGGUGAUCAGGUGAAGUGGUGGACUACACUUAACGAACCCCACAUAUUCGCUACGCUGGUGUAUGGCUACGGGGACAUUCCACGUGAAUCCAACGACGGUUUGGAAUCGAGGUCCUCGGAUUUCGACCUAAGUGGUAUCAAUCGAUUCGGCAAAAGGAGCCCAGGCCGCGACGAGUAUCUGACAGUGCACCACAUGAUUCUGGCUCACGCCAGGGCCUAUCGUCUCAACCACAAGCAGUUUGCAGAGCAAGGAGGCCGCGUCGGUAUUUCGCUGGAGAGCUACUUCGCGCGGCCCAAGACGAGUCGGUACGAGGACAUCCAGGCGGCGGAGCGGCGCAACACGUUCGAGCUGGGCUGGGUGGCGGAUCCCCUGCUGCGCGGCGACUACCCUCCCCUCAUGCGCCGCACCGUGGACGCCAAGUGCGCCGAGGAAGGCCUCCAGGAGUCCAGGCUGCCCAGCUUCACGCAGGCCGAGAAGAUGCUCAUCAACGGAACCCUGGACUUCCUCGGACUGAACGCGUACUUCGGCCUGGAUGCCACGGACGGCACCCCAGUGUCUGCUGGAAAUCCAUCGUACGACCGUGAUUCGGGCGUUCUGGCGCUCCACCCCGACGACCCACCGACAGGCGAGCGGCCAGCGUGCACUUAUUCGCACGCCACGCCUUGGAGCAUCCGUGAGAGUCUCCUAUGGCUGAGGGACCGUUACGGCGACAUCAGCAUCAUGGUCACCGAAAACGGGAUCGGAUCUUACCCCGAGGACGGCCUCGACGACCACCACCGUCAAGUUUACUUGAGUGGUUAUCUCAGACAGAUGCUGCGGGCCAUCCAUGAAGACAAAUGCAAUGUGAUUGGUUACAUUGCGUGGAGCCUGCUCGACUCCUUUGAAUGGGAAUCAUACGAUAACAGGUUCGGCCUCGUGCGUGUGGACCACGAUUCCCCUAACAAGACUCGCACCUUGAAAAUGUCUGGUCAACUCGUCCAGAAGAUCAUGACCGAGCGCUUCGUGCCCGAAGUACUUUCAUCCGGAGCUGGCGACCGCGUUGCCUCCUCCGCAAUCGUGUCUGUCUUCCUUGCAGUGUUGAUCCAAUUGUACCAAAUGGAAUUAUAGUACUGCACU